AUUGUUUUGCUCGCCGAGCGCGCGAUGAGUGUCGUCGGCGAUAUCGUGCACAGCAUUCACCAGAAGAAGCUGGAUCAAGGUGUUCUGCACGCAUUCAAGCAAGAGAUUGAAUGGAGUACCCAAGCAAAAGUUCUCGCAUUGCGCAACUUGUCUGACCACCUUGGACUCACUCCUGAAUUGUCCGAUGAUUGUGGGUCCGACGUGUCGUCGUCGUCGUCCGACAGCACCACUUCUGACGUGAACGAGAUCGUGCCGCGCUUGCCGAGCGAACGCGUCGCUACCAUGUCUGAAGAGGAAGUCGCCGUGUUCCUCCGAUUUGGGCUUCCACUCGUCCAAGCGUUGCGAACGUGUCUAAGCGAGUGUGCGAGUGGGGUUGUGCCGUCCAUCUUGUCGUCAUGGGCUUCGUUAGCUCUAAAAUGCCCAGACAAGUCUCGACGAUUCAUGCUUGAGUGAUCUGGUCGAUAUUGUCACCCAACGAAGCCCUGCGUUCGAGUGGAGGCAGAAAAGCGACAGCUUGGAACUGAACGCGCUCUUGCAAGUCGGUCGCCACAAGCCAUGUUAUCUUUACCAGACCAUGCUACCGAAGUUGGCCGAUCGCCAGAUGCCACUCCACAGACAAGUCAUGCACUGGGUCUUGCUUGGGCAUGUUGCGGUGCAGCCAUGGUUCGACGCGAACGAAUUUAAAGCUACGUCGUUGUGGGAUUUCUUGGUUGAGUCGUCCGCAUCGCCUCAGCAAGGCUUGCCGACGACCGUGCUCUCGCUGUGGCUGAUGUCCGUCCUGCUGUCAUCACCAACUCCGUGUCUAGACGCAUCGACCGCUUCCAAUGUACUCAGAGCACUACGCCAAGCCAUCGUGACAUGCACCGCAGAGCUGCCGUCCCUCGUGAAUCCAUCGGAUUUGGCAGGGACCAGUCCACACGCGAUGUUGGGGCACAUUCAGCUCGCGGACGUUAUCCCAAACUUCACACUGGAACAAGUGCACACGUCGUUCUCGACGUUUCUGAGCCAUUUUGACGCGCACCAAGGCGCGGGGGACGCCUACCGAGUCGAUCCGUUGCCUUCAUCGACGCAGCUCGAGACUUUUCAGGACGUUCCAAUGCCGGGAUUUGUCGUGCAGCAAGUUGAGCUGUGGAUUGGAUCAGCGACAUCCACGACUGGUGGCGCGGGGGUCCGUGCUCUUCGGGUGACUCUUCGAGAUGAGUUUGGCGCAGUCCACGUGCUGCCGUUGCAUGGAGAUGGCAGCGUCCAGCACCAAGCGUUUGGGACGCGGCAUGUUUUUGCCGUGGACCGUGAUGAGUUUAUUACGUGCAUCGACAUGUCGUGCUAUGAGAACUUGCAUGCGAAGCAGCCGAGCCAGCGCCGCCGCACCUUUCUCGGCGCCGGGGACGUCGUCGCGUUGCGGGAAUCGCGGGCCAAGGCGUGGUGGUACCACCGCGAAUUGACGGUCGAGAAAGAGAUCAAUGCGAGUUUGCACAAGCAAAUGCACGUGCAGCGAUCCCAAAUCCUCGCGUUUGAAAAGGAACGGCGCAAGUGGGAACAUGAACUGCAGAGACGUAUCUCCAAGUACGCGACGGACAGAAAGGCGUCGAGCGAGCUAAAUAUGGAGUUGCACACUCAAGUCGAAGCGCUGGAGCUCAAGGUUCAAGACGCGGACGACCAGCUCAGGGCGAUGACGGCAUCCAGCGCUGAACUGGAAGGCACAGUGGAUGACCUCCGGCGGCGAACAGCGCACACGCAACAGUUGGAACGCCACGUCGAGGAGCUCAAAAUGCAAUUGGCCGAGUGGGACCAGCGGCACGCGGCCGAACUCGAUCGGCAAACCCAACUACACGCGAAAGAGAUUGACGACCUCAAAUUCACGUGGAGUAUUGCGCUGGACAAGUACCGAUCCACGGCGCAGCCAGUCUGUGUACCGCCGCAUGGACCGGUCGAAGGUAGCCACGACGAGAAGCGCGUUGCCGAGUUGGAGAAGGCGCUCAAGCAAAAGGACCAAGUCAUUCAAGUACUCAAGGCCAUGCUCGAGCGACAGCAAACCACCGCCGAGGACAAGAUCACCUUGGCCAACAGCAAGUACGACCACGUGAAAGCCAUCAACUUAGCAUUGCAAAGGAAAGUCAUGGCGUCGCAAAUGCAUUCAUAGCGUCCAGCAGUGCGCCUAUCCGACAACAACGGCAACGUUUAUUGAGAACGAAUGUUGUACUGGGCCUGCCACGCGUUCGCUGCCGCUUCCUUUUGCUUUAGCAGGUCCGCGACUUGCACGAUGAGUUUUUGGAUUCCCUCGGCGUUGCUGGCCACGGCCGGCAAUACUUCUGCUACGGUGCGCUCGACGAGGACGCCGCCCACCAUACGGAACGCACGGCGGGAGCCGUCGUAUCCCUUCAACGUGUCUGCCACGCGUUGAUGUUCAUGGAGCUCCAGUUCCAGCUCGGCAUGCUUCUCGGCAAGUUGCCGCACUUCGUUCCUCAUGCCUUUGUACGUGGCAAUCACUUGCUGCUCGUUCAGCUGCGCUUCCGCCAUCGCUCCGUCGGUGCUUGAUGGAAAGAGAGAUGAAUUCCUGC
Messenger RNA from Aphanomyces invadans, 2558 nucleotides. RefSeq lists its product as hypothetical. The record is from RefSeq and is a predicted model, not a curated record. Gene Ontology annotation, cellular component: TSC1-TSC2 complex. The transcript is spliced from 8 exons. Gene Ontology annotation, biological process: regulation of cell cycle; negative regulation of TOR signaling. Bases 575 to 2140 code for a protein of 521 amino acids. Lineage: Eukaryota; Oomycota; Saprolegniomycetes; Saprolegniales; Verrucalvaceae.